Molecule: messenger RNA, 1794 nt
Organism: Miscanthus lutarioriparius
Lineage: Eukaryota; Viridiplantae; Streptophyta; Magnoliopsida; Poales; Poaceae
Source: the annotation of a GenBank genome assembly
AUGUCGUCGUCCGUAGGCGACAUGAAGAAGAAAAUGGCGUGCGUGACCGGAGGGAACGGGUACAUGGGCUCCGCGCUCAUCAAGAUGCUGCUGGAGGAGGGCUAUGCCGUGAAGACGACGGUCAGGAACCCCGAUGACAUGGAGAAGAACUCCCACCUCAAGGGCUUGCAGGAGCUUGGACCGCUGACGGUCCUCCGCGCCGACAUGGACGAAGAAGGCAGCUUAGACGAUGCCGUCGCCGGCUGUGAUUACGUCUUCCUCGUCACCGCCCCGGUGAACCUCUGGGCACAGGAUCCAGAGAAAGAGCAGAUCGAGCCGUCUAUCCGAGGAACGCUGAACGCGAUGAGGUCGUGCGUGAAGGCCGGGACGGUGCGGCGCGUGAUCCUGACCUCGUCGGUGGCCGGAGUCUACAUCAGGCCGGACCUGCAAGGCGACGGACACGUGCUGGACGAGGCGUCCUGGUCCGACGUCGAGUACCUCAGAGCCAACAAGCCGCCAACCUGGGCACACUGCGUGUCCAAGGUGCUCCUGGAGAAGGAAGCGUGCAGGUUCGCGGAGGAGCACGGCAUCAGCCUGGUCACCGUCCUUCCCGUCAUCGUCGUGGGCGCGGCGCCGGCACCCAAGGCCCGCUCGAGCAUCGUCGACUGCCUCUCCUUGCUGUCCGGCGACGAGGCAGGGCUCGCCAUGCUCAAAGGCAUCCAGAAGAACUCCGGCCAGGUGCAGCUGGUCCACGUCGACGACCUCUGCCGCGCCGAGCUGUUCCUCGCAGAGGAGGCGGCGGCCGAUGGGAGGUACAUUUGCAGCAGCCUCGGCACGACCCUCGUCGAGCUCGCGCGUUUCCUGGCACAAAAAUACCCGCAGUACGGCGUGAAAACAAAUUUCACCAACGACGACCAGCUCCUGGAGAAGCCGAGAGUGAGCCUGUCGUCUGCGAAGCUGGUUAAGGAAGGGCUCGAGUUCAAGUACAAGACCCUGGACGAGAUAUAUGAAAAUAGGGGAUCCACCCCUGCCCCUAUGCCCCAGGUCGAGUCGGCCACUGCCUCGGAGGGGCCGGCGCCGCCGCAGGACGCAUGGGUCAUUGAGUUCCGCCGUCUCCUCCCGCGGUGGGAGUCACUGCGCGAUUCCUCAAAGGUCAUUAUCCCGAUUUCAAUAUCUAGGGUCAACCAGUUUGAUGCUGCAAGGCUAGAUGUUGAGAUGUCUGCCAUGUUGAAAGAGCAGCUGCUCAAGGUGUUCUCCUUGGUGAAGCCAGGACUCUUGUUCCAAUACGAGCCUGAACUUGAUGCUUUCCUUGAGUUCCUCAUCUGGAGGUUCUCAAUUUGGGUUGACAAGCCAACCCCAGGCAAUGCAUUGAUGAACCUGAGGUAUGUAUUGCCAAUUAGAUUCUGCGGUGGUAGGUAUGGUUACAAAGAAGCUGCAGCACUAUCUUUUAUUGCACAAGCAUCUGAUGCUCACAUGAUAAGUGGAUUUGAUCCACCACCAGCUCGAGUUUUUGCUUGGCGUGUCCUGGAGCUGAAAGAGCAAGGAGUCCGUGAAGAUGAUGCGAUGGCUGUAGCAGAUUAUCGGACACAGAAGAAAGCAAAGAAGAGAGCAUACAAGGAACUGAAAGAAAUUGCCCGAAGUGAAGGAAAGAAGCCACCUCCAAAUCCAUACCCAAGUGCCAUAAAAGAAAUACAAGCAGAGGAAAAGAAAUAUGUUAUGGAUCAUUUAUUUAACCCGAAGGUAAUUGAGAUUGCGAACAAGAUGAAAGAGGAGAGAGACAAGUUGCGUCAAGAUAGAGCAGCAGGUCAAUGGUAG